This is a messenger RNA of Salvelinus fontinalis (brook trout), 2903 nucleotides long. Its product is annotated as palmitoyltransferase ZDHHC19-like. The transcript has 7 exons. The coding region runs from base 282 to 920 and encodes 212 amino acids. The record is from RefSeq and is a predicted model, not a curated record. Gene Ontology annotation, molecular function: protein-cysteine S-palmitoyltransferase activity. Gene Ontology annotation, cellular component: Golgi apparatus; endoplasmic reticulum. NCBI's taxonomy places the organism in Eukaryota, Metazoa, Chordata, Actinopteri, Salmoniformes, Salmonidae. Gene Ontology annotation, biological process: peptidyl-L-cysteine S-palmitoylation; protein targeting to membrane.
GUCUAUGUUAUUUUAAAUAGACUACCAAGUAUUUUCUACGCAAACACGUCCUAUCACGAGUGGUCAGGGGCUUGAGCGCGUUCUCUCAUAUAUGGUUUCCAUGACAGCAUCACCGGGGUCCUCUAUCGUGAGGAAGUGGAAAGCUGGACAGAACUACAGUCAUUGUAGCUCAAAGAAAAUAAAGCAUUUUUAGAUGAAAGAGUAAAGAAUAAAUAUUUUUUUCCGAAAAGUGUUUUUAAUGUUAGCUAGAAACUAACAUAAAUUGGAAGUUUAGAAGGCAUAUGGACUCGGACAACGAGAAGCCGCGCAAGAAGAAGAGACGGCCGCACUGGAUUGUGCGUGGUCUCGGGCCGGGUUUUACUGCCUGCAUGGGUUUCGUAAUAAGCGUGCUGUACAUCACUUUCCCGUGCGCUUGGUUGGCUACUCAUGUUUCAGUGGCCUAUCCUGUGGCAUCUGCAAUGUUACUAACUGGGACCGUGGUAACUUUCCUGGUGUCAAGUUUCAUGGAUCCUGGCAUUCUCCACCAAGGCCCCCCAUGGCCAGGCACAGCAGAGGUGGCCUAUGUGAUAGUGAAUGGUCAGAAGUAUGAUAUGGACUGGUGCAGUAGGUGUGAGAUCUACCUUCCCCCUGCUGCAUGGCACUGCCGUCGCUGCAAUGCCUGUGUGGACCGGUUCGACCACCACUGUGAGUGGCUGAAUAACUGCGUGGGGAGACGUAACUACCGUGUGUUCCUGCUCUUCCUCCUGCUGCUGACGUCAUACCUGCUCCUGGUCCUCUCAUCCUCUCUGUUCUUCCUCUUCCUCACCCUCCUCACCCUGCACCAGCCCUUCAGCCUGCCCCACGCCACCACGUAUCCACACACACACACACACACACACCGGGGUCACAGUCCCAAAGUGUACGCAUACUAUUCUCUUUAAACCUUAACAUUAACUGACCAGUGUGGUCGUCAUGGUUACCAGCCUGGCCUGUGUGCUCUUGGUCUUGGUUAUACUCAUCAGCAACAUCAAGCUGAUCUCCAAGGGGGAGCCAUCCUCUACUAUAGAGCCCUACUUUGAGCCUGAUGAUAAGAACCCAUUUGAUCAGGGCUGCUGGAAGAACUGGACCCACGUCCUCUGUUCCCCUACUGGACCCAGGUUUCUGGGGGCUGUGAAGCCCAGCAGAAGAGGAGACACUGAGGGGGACUGGAGCAGUCUAACCCUUCUCCAUCAGGAAGACCAUUGUUUGUACAGCUGCAGCUCAGUCCCCUGUUGUAAUACUUGUAAACAUCACAAGGUGGCGGUAGGCCCAGCCAGCCCAGGCCAUUUCAAGCACAGCACACCGAGUCUAGACAGUCUGAAGGAAGGGAGAGGCUGUCGCUGCUGCUACAGGGAAGUAGUACCAGCCGGCUGCGUGACAACAGACAAACACAGCGACAACAACAAGCCCUCACAGAGCACUGCUGUGGAGAUCCCAGAUAUGUUGGCUGCUGGUGAUGAGGACUUGGACCAGGAACGGGAUGGAGUUCUGAUCAGAGCAGCAAAGUAGCUUUACAUCCUGACCACCAGAGGGAGCUGUGUAGACAACCACAACACCAACACCAGCCCCAGGCCUGGACCACCUCAACACCAUAACCAACACCAGCCCCAGGCCUGGACCACCUCAACACCACACCAUAACCAACACCAGCCCCAGGCCUGGACCACCUCAACACCACACCAUAACCAACACCAGCCCCAGGCCUGGACCACCUCAACACCAUAACCUACACCAGCCCCAGGUCUGGACCACCUCAACACCAUAACCAACACCAGCCCCAGGCCCGGACCACCUCAACACCACACCAUAACCAACACCAGCCCCAGGCCUGGACCACCUCAACACCAUAACCAACACCAGCCCCAGGCCCGGACCACCUCAACACCACACCAUAACCAACACCAGCCCCAGGCCCGGACCACCUCAACACCACACCAUAACCAACACCAGCCCCAGGUCUGGACCACCUCAACACCAUAACCAACACCAGCCCCAGGCCUGGACCACCUCAACACCACACCAUAACCUACACCAGCCCCAGGCCUGGAGCACCUCAACACCACACCACAACACCAGCCCCAGGCCUGGACCACCUCAACACCAUAACCUACACCAGCCCCAGGCCUGGACCACCUCAACACCACACCACACCACCAACACCAGCCCCAGGUCUGGACCACCUCAACACCACACCAUAACCUACACCAGCCCCAGGCCUGGAGCACCUCAACACCACACCAUAACCAACACCAGCCCCAGGCCUGGACCACCUCAACACCAUAACCUACACCAGCCCCAGGUCUGGACCACCUCAACACCAUAACCAACACCAGCCCCAGGCCCGGACCACCUCAACACCACACCAUAACCAAUACCAGCCCCAGGCCUGGACCACCUCAACACCAUAACCAACACCAGCCCCAGGCCCGGACCACCUCAACACCACACCAUAACCAACACCAGCCCCAGGCCCGGACCACCUCAACACCACACCAUAACCAACACCAGCCCCAGGUCUGGACCACCUCAACACCAUAACCAACACCAGCCCCAGGCCUGGACCACCUCAACACCACACCAUAACCUACACCAGCCCCAGGCCUGGAGCACCUCAACACCACACCACAACACCAGCCCCAGGCCUGGACCACCUCAACACCAUAACCUACACCAGCCCCAGGCCUGGACCACCUCAACACCACACCACACCACCAACACCAGCCCCAGGUCUGGACCACCUCAACACCACACCAUAACCUACACCAGCCCCAGGCCUGGAGCACCUCAACACCACACCAUAACCUACACCAGCCCCAGGCCUGGAGCACCUCAACACCACACCAUAACCAACACCAGCCCCAGGCCUGGACCACCUCAACACCAUA